This is a messenger RNA of Ostreobium quekettii, 999 nucleotides long. The record is from the annotation of a GenBank genome assembly. NCBI's taxonomy places the organism in Eukaryota, Viridiplantae, Chlorophyta, Ulvophyceae, Bryopsidales, Ostreobiaceae.
AUGUUGCCAUCCGCGGGGGAGCGUCAAGCGCCGGGCGUCGCCCUCGUCCCGGGCGGGCGCGAGGUCAGGAUGGUCGGACGCAUCAGGCCCGGCGGCAGGCAGGCUCGUGGCGGGAGGGGCGAGCGGGCACGGGGGACGGUUGCCGCCGCGCCCGAGAGGGUGGCCCUGAACGGCCGCAUCGCCGAGUUCUAUGACGAGUCUUCGGGGCUGUGGGAGGACGUCUGGGGAGAGCACAUGCACCACGGGAUCUACCGAGAAGCGAGCCCGCCGAAAUCUCACACAGCUGCACAAGUGGAAAUGAUCGACGAGGUCCUGAAGUGGGCAGAUGUCAAGAAUGUGAACAGGAUGGUCGACGUUGGGUGUGGGAUAGGAGGCAGCAGUCGCCACAUCAUUAGGAAGUAUGGAUGCACAUCCACUGGGAUCACGCUAAGCGCUGUGCAGGCAGCACGGGCGAAUGAGAUCACUGCUGCUGCUGGACUGGGUGACAGGGGGAAGUUCAUUGUGGCUGAUGCUCUGGAUCAGCCAUUUGAAGACAACUCAUUCGACCUGGUGUGGUCGAUGGAGAGUGGAGAGCACAUGCCGGACAAAAGAAAAUUUGUCUCGGAGCUCCUUCGAGUGUGUGCCCCUGGAGGCAAAAUUAUAAUAGUCACAUGGUGCCAUCGAGUGCUGGCAACGGAAGAGAAAGAACUAACUCCUCCUGAGAAGCUGCUUCUGGGUGCAGUCAGCAGUGUCUAUGCGCUGCCUGAUUGGGUGUCUGCUGAAGAGUACAAAAAAGAGUUCGCGGCCCUCGGAAUACAAGACGUUCGUGUCGAAGAUUGGACGGCGGACGUUGCCCCGUUCUGGACAGCUGUGCUGCAGUCCGCCCUUACAGUGAAGGGCCUGAGAGCACUCAUGUCGGUCGGGCCAACGACUUGGAUGGGUGCCCUCGCCAUUCCGAUCAUGCGCCUGGGGUACCAGACGGGUCUCAUAAAGUUCAACCUCAUCACUGUGCAGAAAUGA